Gastrolobium bilobum is the source of this 1605-nucleotide messenger RNA. Its product is annotated as adenylyl-sulfate kinase, chloroplastic-like. Gene Ontology annotation, biological process: sulfate assimilation. NCBI's taxonomy places the organism in Eukaryota, Viridiplantae, Streptophyta, Magnoliopsida, Fabales, Fabaceae. The record is from RefSeq and is a predicted model, not a curated record. The transcript is spliced from 7 exons. Gene Ontology annotation, molecular function: adenylylsulfate kinase activity; ATP binding. The coding region runs from base 96 to 1082 and encodes 328 amino acids.
GUAACAGAAAACGGUUACGCGGAGAGAUUGCGCAGCCCGAGCUUCGAACAUCACCUACUCAAAUUUGCCGCCUAAUUCUUCUUCCUCCGGCGGAGAUGAGCACCGUGAAAGCGCUGAGACCGCCGUGUAGCUCAAAAAUGUUCCAAAACGCCGAAUGUGGACCGUCGGCGAUGUCUCCGACGCCGGCGGCGGAGAAGCUAGGGUUUACCAAGCUCUGCGGAAUCAAUGUCGUUGGAUCGUACCGUAGUUGCGGAAGCUUAGUUCUUCACGGUGACCGCACGAGAUCGAACUUGUUGAAGCCGAUUAAAACGAAGGAGGAAACCGGCGCUUCUUUGAUCGUCGAUAACUGUAGCCGCAAAUGCUCGGGGAACUGGUUGAAGCCAAUUAAGGCAAAGGAGGACUCCAACUCGUCUUGGAUUGAUGACCGCGCUGCAUUCUCUGGUAAAAAUCUCCACCAGAUGUCAAAUAUUGGGAAGUCGACAAACAUUUUGUGGCAUGACUGCCCAAUUCAGAAACACGAUAGGCAGCAGCUACUUCAACAAAAAGGCUGUGUUAUAUGGCUAACUGGCCUCAGUGGUUCAGGUAAAAGCACUCUUGCAUGUGCUUUGAGUCGAAGCUUGCACUCCAGAGGAAAACUGUCUUACAUCCUUGAUGGUGACAAUAUUCGGCAUGGUCUAAACCGUGAUCUUAGUUUUAGAGCAGAAGAUCGUUCAGAAAACAUUAGAAGGGUUGGUGAGGUGGCAAAACUCUUUGCCGAUGCGGGUGUUAUAUGCAUUGCUAGUUUAAUAUCACCCUACCGAAAGGAUAGAGAUGCUUGCAGAGCACUACUGCCAAAAGGAGAUUUUGUUGAGGUUUUCAUAGAUGUGCCGCUACAUGUGUGUGAAGCUAGGGAUCCAAAGGGACUCUAUAAGCUUGCUCGAGCUGGAAAAAUCAAAGAUUUCACUGGUAUAAAUGAUCCAUAUGAACCUCCGUAUAGUUGUGAGAUCGUAUUACAACAGAAAGGAGGUGACUGUAAGUCUCCUAAUGACAUGGCAGAAAUAGUGAUAUCCUACUUGGAGGAGAAUGGAUACCUGCAGGCCUGACUUUGCUUUUUAAGGGCCUUUUUUUUGUUUGCCUUGAAGGGGCCUUUCUUGUAGUAUUUAUAUGGGUUUUAUUAAUUUCAUGUUAAAGGAAAUAAGUUAUCCCAUGUCAUAGAGACAAAUUUGUGGGCUCCACCAACUGAAAAAAGAAAAGAAAAAAAAAAAGAUGACACAAUUAUCGAAGGGUGUAUAGAAGUGAAAAUUUAUCAAUAUAGCAUGAGAAUACUUUUUCCCUAUUUAUAUUGUGUGUAAUAUAGUUUUUGGCACAAAAAAAAUCUCUCUCCAGCAGCAAGGAAAUCAUCGUUUCCUGCAGAUCUGCUUCAAGACUAAAUAAAUCGGUGGAGCCAUGAGGAAGGACUAGGAGUUGGUGCUGAUUGGUAUAUAGCACAUAGGAAGAAAGGAUUUAGUGUGUCUGAUUUGUAUCUUUAUGUCAAUUAUUGGUUGUUAUGGAAUUGUAUAGUGCUUGUGAAAAUUUGUUUGCUAUCCUAUGUAAUGCGUAACAGUAAUUAGAAAUGAUGCUAGGAAU